CAUGCCGUGGCCGUUCUCCGAGUCCAUCAAGAAGCGGGCCUGCCGGUACCUGCUGCAGCGGUACCUGGGCCACUUCCUGCAGGAGAAGCUGAGCCUGGAGCAGCUCAGCCUCGACCUGUACCAGGGCACCGGCUGCCUCGCCCAGGUGCCCCUGGACAAGUGGUGUCUCAAUGAGAUCCUGGAGUCAGCAGAUGCGCCUUUAGAAGUCACCGAAGGCUUCAUACAGUCCAUUUCUCUCUCAGUCCCAUGGGGCUCCUUGCUCCAGGACAACUGUGCACUGGAGGUGAAAGGGCUGCAGAUGGUCUUCCGACCGAGACCUCGCCCGGCAUCUGGCUCUGAGCCCAUGUACUGGUCGAGUUUCAUGACUAGCAGUAUGCAGCUGGCAAAAGAAUGUCUGAGCCAGAAGCUCACAGAUGAGCAAGGAGAAGGGUGUCAGCCCUUUGAAGGACUCGAGAAGUUUGCUGAGACCAUUGAAACAGUACUAAGAAGAGUAAAAGUCACUUUUCUAGACACUGUCUUGCGAAUUGAACAUGUGCCGGAAAACUCCAAGACUGGAACUGCUCUUGAAGUCCGAAUAGAAAGAACUGUUUAUUGUGACGAGACUGCGGAUGAGUCCUCCGGAGUGAACGUGCACCAGCCCACAGCGUUUGCUCACAAGUUACUUCAGCUCUCUGGAGUGUCUCUCUUCUGGGAUGAGUUUUCUGCAUCAGCGAAGUCUUCCCCAGUGUGUUCAGUCGCACCAGUGGAAACUGAGCCCAAGCUGUCACCUAGCUGGAAUCCUAAAAUUGUAUAUGAGCCACACCCCCAACUAACGAGAAAUCUGCCAGAGGUAGCACCCUCUGACCCAGUGCAGAUUGGAGUGCUAGCUGGUGGUGUGGAAUGGAGUCUCACAUUGAAACAGAAUGAAGUGCUUCCUGGAGCUAAGUUGGAUAUUGAUGGACAGAUGGACUCUAUUCAUUUGUUCCUGUCUCCAAGGCAGGUGCACUUGGUUCUGGAUAUGCUAGCAGCUAUUGCUGGACCAGAAAAUUCUAGCAAAAUAGGGUUAGGUAAUAAAGAUAGGAAAAAUCGACCCAUGCAGCAGGAGGACGAGUAUCGAAUUCAAAUGGAGUUAAACCGGUAUUAUUUGAGAAAAGAUUCCCUCUCUGUGGGUGUAUCUUCAGAACAAAGCUUUUAUGAGACAGAAACAGCUCGUACACCUUCUAGUCGUGAAGAAGAAGUCUUCUUCUCCAUGGCUGAUAUGGACAUGUCCCAUAGUCUCUCUUCGCUCCCACCCCUCGGAGACCCUCCCAACAUGGACCUUGAGCUGUCAUUAACUAGUACCUACACAAAUACCCCCGGUGGAUCUCCACUGAGUGCUACUGUGCUCCAGCCAACAUGGGGAGAAUUCCUUGACCAUCAUAAAGACCAGCCGGUGAGAGGGGGGGCCGUGCUGCCAUCCAACAUAGUUUCCCCGGCGUCACUACAAAAGACUUCCCUCCCCUCUAGGUCUGCUUCAGUGGAUGACUCCAGACCUGAGCUGAUAUUCCGACUGGCUGUGGGAGCCUUUUCAGUGUCUGUGCUCCACAUUGACCCUCUGUCGCCCCCUGAAACAUCGCUGAACCUUAACCCGCUUACACCCUUGGCAAUGGCUUUCUUCACGUGUAUAGAAAAGAUUGACCCAGCAAAAUUUUCAAGAGGAGAUUUUAAGUCUUUCCGAGCAGUCUUUGCAGAGGCUUGCUCGCAUGACCACCUCAGGUUUAUAGGUAGUGGCAUCAAAGUAUCUUAUGAGCAAAGACAGAGGCCCACUUCCCGAUACUUUAGUACUGACGUGUCUGUUGGGCAGAUGGAGCUUUUGGAGUGCCUGUUUCCCACUGAUCUUCACUCUGUCCCUCCUCACUACACCGAGCUUUUAACGUUCCACUCCAAAGAGCAAAGUGAUCACCCCCAUGCCCCUGUGUGUCUUCAGCUUCACUAUAAGCAUUCAGAGAAUAAAGGCCCCCAGGGUAACCAAGCAAGGCUUAGUUCUGUCCCUCAGAAGGCAGAAUUACAGGUUAAGUUCAAUCCUGUGUUCUGUGAGCUGGAUAUCAGUAUUGUGGACAGGCUGAAUUCUCUGCUUCAGCCACAGAAACUUACAGCGGCUGAGAUGAUGGCGUCUCACAUGUACACUUCAUAUAAUAAGCACAUCAGUCUGCACAAGGCUUUCACUGAGGUAUUUCUGGAUGAUUCACACAGUCCUUCAAACUGUCGUAUAUCAGUGCAAGUCACCACACCAGCAUUAAACCUCUCUGUUCGCUUCCCAAUACCUGAUCUGCGAUCAGAUCAAGAAAGAGGACCAUGGUUUAAGAAGUCGCUUCAGAAGGAGAUCCUUCACUUAGCAUUCACAGAUCUCGAAUUCAAGACUGAAUUUUUAGGAGGAUCAACCCCAGAACAAACUAAAUUGGAACUUACCUUUAGAGAACUAGUUGGGUCUUUCCAAGAGGAUAAAGGAGAACCAUUGAUUAAGUUUUUCCAUGUGUCUAGUGGAGUAGAUGGAGAUGUGACGUCAUCAGAUGACUUUGACUGGCCUCGAAUUGUGCUGAAGAUAAACCCACCCACCAUGCAUUCCAUUUUGGAGAGAAUAGCAGCAGAGGAGGAAGAUGAAAGUGACGGCCAUUAUCAGGAAGAAGACGAAGGGGGUGCUCACUCCCUGAAAGAUGUCUGUGAUCUGAGAAGACCAGCUCCGUCUCCCUUUUCUUCUCGUCGAGUUAUGUUUGAAAAUGAACAGAUGGUGAUGCCUGGAGACCCUGCAGAAAUGACAGAGUUUCAGGAUAAAGCAAUCAGCAGUUCUCACUAUGUGCUGGAGCUUACACUGCCCAGCAUUCAUGUAACACUACCCAGUAAAUGCUUUUAUGAGAAGCUUUAUAAUAGGCUCUUUAACGACUUGCUGCUGUGGGAACCAACAGCUCCUUCACCAGUGGAGACAUUUGAAAAUAUCUCAUAUGGUAUUGGACUUUCAGUAGCCAGUCAGCUGAUUAAUACCUUCAACAAAGAUAGUUUUAGUACAUUUAAAUCUACAGCUCACUAUGAUGAGGAAAGUGGAUCUGAGGAAGAGACCAUGCAAUAUUUCUCUACCAUUGAUCCUAACUACCGUUCCCGGAGGAAAAAAAAACUAGACUCUCAGAACAAAAACUCACAGAGUUUCCUCUCAGUUCUUCUAAGUAUUAACCACGGAUUAAUGGCAGUCUUUACAGAUGUAAAGCAAGAUAAUGGUGACCUGGUGGAAAACAAGCACGGCGAAUUCUGGUUAGAGUUCAAUAGUGGCUCGUUGUUUUGUGUGACCAAGUAUGAAGGUUGUGAGAACAAGCACUACAUCUGUCUUCACACCAGCAGUUUCUGUCUGUACCACAAAGGGAUAGUGGACGGAGUCAUUCUCCCUACAGAGACACAUCUGCCCAGUGCAGCUCGGCCACAUUGGUUGGAACCUACUAUUUACUCCUCUGAAGAAGAUGGCAUCCGUAGAGCUUCUUCAGAUGGUGUUGGAGGAGACACUUUGAAUAUGCUGUCCGUUGCAGUGAAAAUAUUAUCUGAGAAAUCAGAAUCCAACACAAAGGAAUUUCUCAUUGCUGUAGGACUUAAAGGAGCCACUCUGCAGCACAGAGUGCUUCCUUCUGGGCUUAGCUGGCAUGAACAGAUUUUAAACUUCUUGAGUAUUGCUGAUGAGCCUGUUUUGGGAUAUAAUCCGCCAACUUCAUUUACAACUUUCCAUAUUCAUCUCUGGAGCUGUGCACUUGAUUAUAGGCCUCUUUAUUUGCCAAUUCGAUCUCUGCUCACAGUUGAAACAUUCAGCAUCUCUAGCAGUGUGGCCUUGGAUAAGUCAUCUUCUACUCUCAGGAUAAUCUUGGAUGAAGCUGCAUUGCAUCUGUCUGACAAGUGUAAUACUGUCACUGUAAAUUUGAGUAGAGAUUAUGUUCGUGUGAUGGACAUGGGUCUUUUGGAAUUAACUAUAACCACAGUGAAGUCCGAUUCUGAUGGAGAGCAAACUGAGCCACAUUUUGAAUUACACUGUUCUAGUGACGUUGUCCAUAUUAGGACAUGUUCGGACUCUUGUGCUGCCUUAAUGAAUCUCAUUCAGUACAUUGCAAGCUACGGGGACUUCCAUGCAGCUAACAAGACUGAAGUGAAGCCUGGAGCUGCUCAAAGAACUAUGAAGGUAGAUUCCACUGGUCGAUCAUCCUCACGUGGCCCAGUACUUCCGGAAGCUGAUCAGCAGAUUCUACGAGAUUUGAUGAGUGACGCCAUGGAAGAGAUUGACGUGCAGCAGGCCACAGCAGCUGUGCAACCCCAGUCGAAUGGUGUUUUGGAUGAAAAAUCACAGAUUCAGGAACCUUGUUGUUCAGACCUCUUCCUGUUUCCAGAUGAGAGUGGCAAUGUGUCCCAGGAACCUAGGCCCACCUACACACCAUUCACUCACCACCUGAUUAGUGAUGCCGUGACAGGGGUCCCCCCUGAAAAUGAUGACUUUUGUAUUCUUUUUGCACCUAAAGCAAAUAUCCAGGAGAAGGAAGAGGAACCAGUUGUAAAGAUAAUGGUUGAUGAUGCGAUUGUGAUAAGAGAUAAUUACUUCAGUCUGCCCAUUAAGAAGACAGAUAGAAGCAAAGCCCCGCCACACUUCCCUGGCCCUGUGGUCCGAUAUGUUGUUAAGGAAGUCUCUCUUGUUUGGCAUCUUUAUGGGGGAAGAGAUUUUGCAGCCCCACCUACUUGUCCAGCUAAAAAUCACAUCAGCCCCCAGAGUUCACCUUCUCACACACCUACAAGGCAUGGACCCCACGCAGUGUCUGGGGGGAGAGGGAGAAACCAUAACCUCUUGAUGGAAAUCCAGCUAAGCAAGGUGAAGUUUCAGCACGAGGUCUACCCGCCCUGCAAGCCAGAGUGUGAGUCCGGUCUCUUAGAACACCCAGUGUCCCGGCAGGUGUUCAUUGUGCAGGACCUGGAGAUUCGAGAUCGGCUGGCGACAUCCCAGAUGAACAAGUUUUUGUAUCUGUACUGCAGCAAAGAGAUGCCUCGACAGGCUCACUCCAACAUGCUGACGGUGAAGGCGUUGCACGUGCGCCCAGAGGCCGGCAGGUCCCCGCAGGAGUGCUGCUUACGGGUGUCACUGAUGCCUCUGCGCCUGAACAUCGACCAGGAUGCGUUGUUCUUCUUGAAGGAUUUCUUGACAAGUCUUUCUACAGAAGUAGAGAUUCUGACGGCUCCAGAUCCAGAAGUUAAAAAGUCUCCUGGGGCUGAUGUCACCUGCAGUUUGCCAAGGCGUUUAAGUGCCUCAAAGGGGCCAGAUCUAGUUCUUUCUUUCCCUGGGCCAAAGCCACCUUCCCAAAAUGAUGGUGCCAAUUCGGUGGGAGUGGUGAAUGGGGAGGAGGAGAAGGACUUCGCAGCUGAGGAAGCCUCACACAGUGAUCAACCCGUGUUCUUCAGAGAAUUUAGAUUCACGUCAGAAGUUCCCAUUCGACUCGAUUAUCAUGGCAAACACGUAUCAAUGGACCAGGGGACGCUGGCUGGAAUUCUGAUUGGCCUGGCCCAGCUAAACUGCUCUGAACUAAAGCUGAAGAGACUCUUCUACCGGCACGGUUUACUAGGUGUAGACAAGUUGUUCUCAUAUGCCGUCACUGAGUGGCUUACUGAUAUUAAGAAGAACCAGCUGCCAGGAAUCCUGGGCGGUGUCGGGCCAAUGCAUUCACUGGUACAACUAGCUCAAGGCCUAAAGGACCUGGUCUGGCUGCCGAUAGAGCAGUAUCGGAAGGACGGCCGCGUUGUCCGCGGCUUCCAGAGAGGAGCAGCCUCGUUUGGCACCUCAACUGCGAUGGCCGCUCUGGAACUCACCAACAGGAUGGUGCAGACCAUACAGGCUGCAGCAGAGACUGCUUAUGACAUGGUGUCUCCCGGUACCCUCGCUAUCGAGCCCAAGAAGAACAAGAAGUUUCCUCAUCACCGGCUGGCCCACCAGCCAGUGGACCUGAGAGAAGGGGUGGCCAAGGCCUACAGUGUCGUGAAAGAGGGCCUCACAGACACGGCGCAGACCAUCUAUGAGACGGCGGCCCGAGAGCACGAGAGCAGAGGGAUGACGGGCGCCGUGGGGGAGGUCCUGCGCCAGAUUCCCCCUGCCGUGGUGAAGCCUCUGAUUGUCGCCACCGAAGCCACCUCGAACGUGCUGGGUGGCAUGAGAAACCAAAUCAGGCCAGACGUUCGGCAAGACGAGUCUCAGAAAUGGCGCCACGGAGAAGACUGAUUGUCCAGGCGCGCGACUGACUUCCUGAAGGUGGUGAGGGUGGAGACCCCAGCAUGGUGUCCCGCUCCCAGCCGGCGAGGCAGCGCUGUCCCUUCAUCGUGCCCAUCUCAGGGACAAAGCAUUUCUUAGUUCAGCCACUUGUUAUCAAAGCAACAUGCAACCAAAAGCUUGCGACAUCUAGGGCUAGUGUGGCUUUGCCUAUAGCGGUGUUCGGUGGCUGGUGUCAAAAGUCCUUAAAGCGUUCGCUGCCAAGCUGGCGGGCUGCUUGCUUUCAUUCAGUGGCCGUGGUUCUCCUUGCUCCUGACCACCUGGUGUUGGAAGGGAGCGUCCCGCGGCUCUGAGGACUCGGACCCACUUGAGUGCUCACAGAGGAGACUGUUCAUGCUGCUCUGAGGAGCUGCUUUCUCUCAAGUGUGAAAAAGAAUUACAGCUUCGAACUCUCUUUAAGAAUGAGAGACAGAAGUCACGCGGAAAGUGAAGCAAAUACGAUUUUCCCUAUAAAUGCCAGUGAGAAAAAACAAAACAUCAAAAACAAAAAGCCAGGCUGUUGGGUCUGGCCCCUAACACACACCGCUGCCAGGAGCAGAAAGCCCUUGGUGGGUGUCGCAAACAGAUUCUGUCGUGUCGCACUUCAUCCUGUGUGCGCGUCUGUAGACGAAUACAAGUCUUGUGCUGCAUUCUUUGUGUGAUCUACAAAGUGACACGAAAUAUAAAGUCUGAAAGAUUUUAGCAAAACUCAAA
Erinaceus europaeus (western European hedgehog) is the source of this 6982-nucleotide messenger RNA. RefSeq names its product autophagy related 2B (gene ATG2B). Gene Ontology annotation, cellular component: phagophore assembly site; extrinsic component of membrane. Gene Ontology annotation, molecular function: phosphatidylinositol-3-phosphate binding. The coding region runs from base 2 to 6241 and encodes 2079 amino acids. NCBI's taxonomy places the organism in Eukaryota, Metazoa, Chordata, Mammalia, Eulipotyphla, Erinaceidae. The transcript has 42 exons. Gene Ontology annotation, biological process: piecemeal microautophagy of the nucleus; autophagy of mitochondrion; reticulophagy. The record is from RefSeq and is a predicted model, not a curated record.